Molecule: messenger RNA, 815 nt
Organism: Vicia villosa (hairy vetch)
Lineage: Eukaryota; Viridiplantae; Streptophyta; Magnoliopsida; Fabales; Fabaceae
Product: transcription factor MYB3-like
Exons: 3
Coding region: 98-664 (188 amino acids)
Source: RefSeq, a predicted model, not a curated record
CACCUUAUCUCUCUCUACCUUUAGUAUCUUCCACUUUCAGCUAACUAGAGGGUACGUUUAUCUCUUGCAGUUGAAAGGAUUGAAGUCUUAUAAUAGAAUGAGGAAACCUAGCUGUGACAUCAACAAGAACAAAGGAACUUGGUCCCAAGAAGAAGACCAGAAACUCAUUGAUUAUGUUAACAAACACGGUGACGUUUGUUGGAGUACACUGCCUCAAGCUGCAGGUUUACUUCGGUGCGGUAAGAGUUGUAGAUUGAGAUGGAUGAACUAUCUAAGGCCAGACCUUAAAAGAGGUAACUUUGCUGAAGAUGAAGAAGAUCUUAUCAUCAAGCUUCAUGCACUUUUAGGCAACAGGUGGUCACUAAUUGCUGGGAGAUUGCCCGGACGCACUGAUAAUGAAGUGAAGAAUUAUUGGAAUUCUCAUAUAAGAAAAAAGUUGAUUAGCAAGGGUAUGGAUCAAAAUAAUCAUGGUUUAAACCAUAAAAUGAUCUCUCCCCUUCAAAACUCAUUCAUGUCUAAUAGUUCAGAAUCUUUUGGAUUGAAAGAGAUUAGCAAGACGAGUAAAACUCAAGUUGAGAAUUAUGGCGAAAUCUCAAAUGCUUCAAGUGGUGAAGAUAUUGAAUCAUAUGCCCUAUUGGAUAUAAACCUUGAGCUUUCUCUAUGAGUAUUCCUUCGUCUUCUAUAGUGUAAUAUUGUCGGAAACAAACAAACUGAUUGUGAAUUUAAAUCAUAAGUCGAACUUUUUAUGAUUCACCUUCAUAAAAUGCAUCAGCUGAUGUUAGAAUUGAUCAAAUAUCAUCAAUGAUCUUUUUUAA